Molecule: messenger RNA, 2868 nt
Organism: Piliocolobus tephrosceles (Ugandan red Colobus)
Lineage: Eukaryota; Metazoa; Chordata; Mammalia; Primates; Cercopithecidae
Gene: KCNK10
Product: potassium two pore domain channel subfamily K member 10
Exons: 7
Coding region: 483-2102 (539 amino acids)
Biological process (GO): potassium ion transmembrane transport; stabilization of membrane potential
Cellular component (GO): plasma membrane
Molecular function (GO): outward rectifier potassium channel activity; potassium ion leak channel activity
Source: RefSeq, a predicted model, not a curated record
UGCCAGCCACCCCGAGACUCCCCACGCGGCAGGCAGCGUCUCCUCUGGUCUCACAGCCACCCUGGGCUGGAGCGUGGGGAGGGCGUAAGGGAGCCAGCCAACUCGGGGAAACUUUGUCGCCAGAGAUGACUGGGGUUUUCGGGCUUUCCCAGCCUUCCCAUGCCGGACCACACAGCAUUCAUUAAAGUGGUGCAGCAACUAUCGCUGCGCUUCGGCCGGGCAGGUUUUGAGCUGCAGAGAGCCGUGCGCCCGACAGCAGCGCUUUGCCACCCAGUGCAUCCAAGACGCGGCGGCCGCCAGGCCGGGUCUCCUGCUGGGGGACGACGAGUGCAGGGAGACUUUGCGCCACGAUGUUUUGUUUUCCUGCCGCAGGAAAGCUAGGCAGUCUGUUUCCACCGGACUCAACCCGCCUGAAGCAAUAGCCAUGGAAGUAGCAGCGGCACAGAGGGAGACGGAACCGCUUGGCGCGGCAUCUUUUUUGGAUGUUUUUUCUCUACACAGACGACUUCUUUCCUUCCUUGGUGGCCGUUCCCGCAGCAGCACCGGUGUGCCAGCCCAAGAGUGCCACUAACGGGCAACCCCCGGCUCCGGCUCCAACUCCAACUCCGCGCCUGUCCAUUUCCUCCCGAGCCACAGUGGUAGCCAGGAUGGAAGGCACCUCCCAGGGGGGCUUGCAGACCGUCAUGAAGUGGAAGACGGUGGUUGCCAUCUUUGUGGUUGUGGUGGUCUACCUCGUCACUGGCGGUCUUGUCUUCCGGGCAUUGGAGCAGCCCUUUGAGAGCAGCCAGAAGAAUACCAUUGCCUUGGAGAAGGCAGAAUUCCUGCGGGAUCAUGUCUGUGUGAGUCCCCAGGAGCUGGAGACAUUGAUCCAGCAUGCCCUUGAUGCUGACAAUGCGGGAGUCAGUCCAAUAGGAAACUCCUCCAACAACAGCAGCCACUGGGACCUCGGCAGUGCCUUUUUCUUUGCUGGAACUGUCAUCACCACCAUAGGGUAUGGGAAUAUUGCUCCGAGCACUGAAGGAGGCAAAAUCUUUUGUAUUUUGUAUGCCAUCUUUGGAAUUCCACUCUUUGGUUUCUUAUUGGCUGGAAUUGGAGAUCAACUUGGAACCAUCUUUGGGAAAAGCAUUGCAAGAGUGGAGAAGGUCUUUCGAAAAAAGCAAGUGAGUCAGACCAAGAUCCGGGUCAUCUCAACCAUCCUGUUCAUCUUGGCCGGCUGCAUUGUGUUUGUGACCAUCCCUGCUGUCAUCUUUAAGUAUAUCGAGGGCUGGACGGCCUUGGAGUCCAUUUACUUUGUGGUGGUCACUCUGACCACGGUGGGCUUUGGUGAUUUUGUGGCAGGGGGAAACGCUGGCAUCAAUUAUCGCGAGUGGUAUAAGCCCCUAGUGUGGUUUUGGAUCCUUGUUGGCCUUGCCUACUUUGCAGCUGUCCUCAGUAUGAUCGGAGAUUGGCUACGGGUUCUGUCCAAAAAGACAAAAGAAGAGGUGGGUGAAAUCAAGGCCCAUGCGGCGGAGUGGAAGGCUAACGUCACGGCUGAGUUCCGGGAGACACGGCGAAGGCUCAGCGUGGAGAUCCAUGAUAAGCUGCAGCGGGCAGCCACCAUCCGCAGCAUGGAGCGCCGGCGGCUGGGCCUGGACCAGCGGGCCCACUCGCUGGACAUGCUGUCCCCCGAGAAGCGCUCUGUCUUUGCCGCCCUGGACACUGGCCGCUUCAAGGCCUCAUCCCAGGAGAGCAUCAACAACCGGCCCAACAACCUACGUCUGAAGGGACCGGAGCAGUUGAACAAGCAUGGGCAAGGCGCGUCUGAGGACAACAUCAUCAACAAGUUCGGGUCCACCUCCAGACUCACCAAGAGGAAGAACAAGGACCUCAAAAAGACCUUGCCCGAGGACGUUCAGAAAAUCUACAAGACCUUCCGGAAUUACUCCCUGGAUGAGGAGAAGAAAGAGGAGGAGACAGAAAAGAUGUGUAACUCGGACAACUCUAGCACAGCCAUGCUGACAGACUGUAUCCAGCAGCACGCUGAGAUGGAGAACGGGAUGAUACCCACGGACACCAAAGACCGGGAGCUGGAGAACAACUCAUUACUUGAAGACAGAAACUAAAUGUGAAGGACAUUGGUCUUGGACUGAGCAUUGUGUGUGUGUGUGUGUGUGUGUGUGUGUGUUUUUAAUAUUCACACUGAAACACGUGCCUUAAACAGACUUAUUAGUCCAAAAUUACAUAGCAUUGAAGAAUAUAUUUCACUGUGCCAUAAACAACUGAAAGCUUGCUCUGCCAAAACGAAUCAGAAAACAAGAAGUUCAUUUCAGAUAGCAACCACAGGACACAGCAAGAGUGUCCGUGCACAUAGCCAGUUCUGGCCAUACAUGUUAAGGGCAUUGCAGUGGCAGUGCUGUACCCCUGGGCAGUGCCACCUGGGCACACACGUAGACAAGGGCAGCUAUACUUUAGACCAGCCUCCUGAAAGAAACAAUUGUGUCUUUUUAGUGGAGUCGUUAGUAAUAUGUGCAUAUGCAGAAGGGGACCUGAUUGGGGGUGAACUGGUUAUGUGUAACAAGGGUUGGAGUUGACAUUUUGGCAUGUACUCUGAGCUUGAAUUUUGAUACAAACCAUUCAGUGCAUCAUACCUAGUCUUUCUAUGCUCCAAAUGAAUGUCUGUGGGGACUUGAGAGCACCUGGAAUUUGUUGGAAGCAGAUCAGAGCACACGUAUUAAAAGGUGCAAUUGCUUUUCUCAUGACAAAAGAAAAAAAGAUAACCACAAACACAUCACACUGUGGAUACCACCUUAACCAAUGACAGAAGCCUGCUGAGUCUGGUCUUUCUCACAGGGGUAGGUAGUCCGCAUGAACUGGCGAGCAGUGGUGAAA